Molecule: messenger RNA, 1964 nt
Organism: Planococcus citri (citrus mealybug)
Lineage: Eukaryota; Metazoa; Arthropoda; Insecta; Hemiptera; Pseudococcidae
Product: mitochondrial ribonuclease P catalytic subunit-like
Exons: 6
Coding region: 228-1922 (564 amino acids)
Biological process (GO): tRNA 5'-leader removal; mitochondrial tRNA 5'-end processing
Cellular component (GO): mitochondrion; mitochondrial ribonuclease P complex
Molecular function (GO): ribonuclease P activity; protein binding
Source: RefSeq, a predicted model, not a curated record
AAUAAACAAACAAACGAGCGGAAAAAAAUAAAUAACGAAGGAAAAAUUGAUAAGUGAAGUGUUUUCUGCUCUUCUGCUGAACAAAAUAUUCAAAUUUUAGCAUAAAAAUGCUCAAUAUCGAAGUCAAAUUUUAAAAAUCCUCGCAGCUCAUCUCAAACUUCUCUUGUACAGUGAAAUGAUAGCUCAACUUUAGUUUCAACUCGCAGUUUGUUUCAAAAUACACCAAAAUGCUGCUCAAGUCGAGCCAGCGAUUGGUCUACUUACCAACAAUCUACCGUCGUUGCUCAACUUACCAAGUGAAGAAGGUGAAUCAAAUUUGUUCGGUUUAUGCCACAAAAUCGUAUCUUUCUUCGAAUUUCACUCGCAGCUACAGCGUCGAAAUAGAAAAACCAGUGAUGAACGAACACUGGUUAGGUUCAAAGCCAGGAAGCGGAUUGAUCCACGGUCGAGCCGCAACUUCAUUACAAGACACCUUUAUUAGAAGUUUCGUCAUGAAUAACGAAGAAGCAAGUACCGAUGAUUGGAUAGAACUUAGUAGAAAAGUAUUCGAAGUUAAAGAAGGGAGUAUUAAUGAGAUAAAUUUCGACGGUAGAGUCCUAGAUUGCUGUAUCACUCUUAAUAAUUUGAAUCUUGGUCGAAGCUAUCUUAAAUAUUUAAGAGAUAUCGGUAGAAAAUAUAAUUCAUCUACCGUUUGCAAUUUUAUCAAAUUAUGUUACGAAAAUAGACGACUUUGUACGGAGGAGGAUCUCGCCAAGGUGGAACAAUUCACUAAGUAUUUACUAGUCAGGUACAAAGUAUUCGAUAGCAUCGUCGGAGAAAGCAUCGUUAAAGGACUCUGCCUGAAAAACGAUUGGCAAAAAUGUGCCGAAAUCGUUGAUCAAAUGAGAGAAUACAUCGCUGUAAAUAACGAAAUAAUCAGCGCCUUCGCGACGUGCUUAUUAGAAAACGAUGAGAUUCAGAAAGCUUGGUCUAUCCUGACCAAUUCCACAGAUAAGAAGCUUACACUUAGAAACGAUGUUUUUAUUGCUUGGAUAGAAAAAACUAAAUCAAACCCGGAUCAGAUUCAACAGCUAUUGAAGUUUCUUCAAUUUAGUAACGUGAUCCCUCGUAAAACAGUCUGUGAUCAUUUAAUUGCAGCGUUCUCGCAAUACCCACCGGAGAAACAGCUCACCGGAACUUAUGUUUCAAUAGAAAGCUCAGGUAAAUGCCCGAAUUGUGGAGAAAAAUUACAGAAGGUUGAUAUUACCGAUGAAGAAUUUAAUAUGCUUCGAGACGAAUUCCUUAAUCGUGUUUUAAUCCGAGAUGAUAUAUUUAAAAACACCACUCCGAAAGAAUUGAAGAAUUUUUUCGAAAUUGUUAAACGUAACGCGCCGUUCGAUAUCGUCAUCGAUGGAUUAAAUGUUAUUUAUAUGAGCGGUACCAUGAAAAGCGAACGUGUUUAUUCCAGACUGCUCACCGAAACAGUUCGCCAUUUCGUCGAACGUGAUCAAAAAGUAUUGGUUAUUGGAAGAAAACACAUGUAUAAUUACGCCAAGGAGAAUUUAGAAUACGUUCGAGAAAAUUCAACUCUAUUUUUAAUCAACGACGUGUCCGAAGAUGAUCCUUACAUGAUCUACGCAACAUUCUACAGCGGUCCUGAGUCGUGUUUUGUUACCAGAGACUUGAUGAGAAGCGAAAAAUAUAAAUUAUCCAGUGAUAAAUUAGCGUUGCUGUUCAAACGAUGGCAGCAAAGUCACCAGAUAUUCAUCGAAUACGUGAAUUAUUCCUCCGGCAGAGUGUUCUUCAAGACUCCAAUUUUAUUCGAGAUGGCUGCCCAACCUUCCAAAUUUGGCUGGCAUGUACCUUAUCAUCCAGACACCUAUAGUGGCACUGAUGAUUAUGGACUCCACGAACGUUGGCUUUGUUUGAAAAAUGAUGGUUGAUUUUAAACUAAUUUUGUAUUAAAUUUUUCUCUUUAUUUGUUU